Molecule: messenger RNA, 792 nt
Organism: Camellia sinensis
Lineage: Eukaryota; Viridiplantae; Streptophyta; Magnoliopsida; Ericales; Theaceae
Cellular component (GO): chloroplast stroma; chloroplast thylakoid membrane
Source: RefSeq, a predicted model, not a curated record
ACACAUAUAUUUAACUACCGGCUAAUCUCUCUCUCUCUCUCUCUCUCUCUCUCAGAUUCUGUGGAGAAGCCAUGGCUUCUUAUGCUAGUAUUAGGCAAGUCCUCCAGCCCAAAUGUACUAAAUAUUCUCAAUUUCAAUUGAGCCCAUCUUGGGUUGUUCCUUGCUCACUUGUAUUCAAGACCAAGUACAUCAGUCGCUUCUCCAGGCUACAUGAAUUUUCCGGCCACCGGAAUCUGACAGCUGCCUCAAAGGCAACUUCAGGAAAUGGUGCCAAGGAAGAUGAGGAUGGAGUGUCUUUGGGGACCAUGAAAUUGCCAUUAAACACUGACAUUCCUAGAUUUGAAAGCUUGCUUUUCCAGUGGGCAAACAGUCUUUGCCAAGGAGCUACUUUGCCACUUCCUAUGCCUUUGAAGGUUGACAAAAUCCCAGGUGGAGCUAGACUGGGUUUCAUCACUAUUGGUGAUGGAGAGACUGAAGUACUUGUCUACAUAGACUGCUUAGUUUUUCCGGCAACUGAUGGUUCUGGUCCGGUUUUCCGAGCAAUAAGGAAUGGAUCCUUGAAAGAUCAGCCACCUCCCGGAGAGCCACGCAUAAUGAGAAGCCUGCUACUAGCCCUCAAAAAGUCGGCCGAAAUAGCGAGAGUUUGAAUGAGAAUGAGUGUUUCCUUUGAGUUGUAAAUUGUAAUAAUAUAUUUUUCUUUCAAUGUCCUUGUGAUCAAUAUAUGUCGUUAUAAACAAAAAUUUAAUAUUUAGCAAAGAGAUCAAUGUCCUGAUCUAGUGAUCUAGUGUGUUA